AUGGACCGCCGCAGCUGGCUGUGGAGGCGCAAGUCUUCAGAAAAGAUUCCCGGCGAGACGGAAAGCUCUGGAUCGGCUUCAUCCCAGUCCGAGAGGUGCUCGGAUGAUCAGGUCUGUUCCGCCGCUCUCCUCCAGUAAUGUGGCCCGUCGCACAAUUUUUUUUUGUUGUUUCCCUAAGUGGAACUCAGUCUUCCAAUGCCGGUACGCAGCAUCCCUAUAUUCUAUGGAAUGAUGCUCCGGAAAUGCAUGUAUUUCGUUCAGAGAUAUAUGCUUGUGCAGUAGGACUGAUUCUUGGCAUAUUCUUAUUGCGGGGUCAACGGAUCUUGGUAUCGAAACGAUCAUUGAUAUCAAAACAUGUGAAAUGAACCCAAAUAUUCCUGCGUGCUGUCUACUUGUCAGAGAACGGAAACAAAUUGAAAAAAAAACCCGUCUAAUUUAAGUCAGCGGAUUUUUUUUUAAUAUCGUUUUGCACGACUAAUGGAGUUUCUCUCUUGACUCGCAGGCUACACGUGCUGCUUGUUUGUGUUUUUAGAAUUUUUACCCUGUGGCAUUGCGUAAUAUGUCUUCUGUGCUCCCCCCCCCACAUCGUAGUUUGGUUUUGAUCUGGUCUUCUGUUAGCGUCUGCUGUAUCUGUUUCCUCUGAGGAAAGCAUGGGCCAUUGCAUGGUGGUUGGCUCCUGAUGCUUGUGUCUACGUUAAUGUAUACCCCAUUCAAACCAUUUUCAUUCUUCAUGUGAACUAUGGGUUUGAAGAGGUUAUCAGGAAAAAACCAUAGCCGAGAAGCACGCUUCAAUUUGAUUAUAUUUAAGAACACUUUCUGAUUGUCUUUGUUACAACUAAAACAAUACCAAAAGUGAGGAACAUCAUGGUAAAUGGUUGUAGAUCAGAAACAUUUUUGUGCAAAAAAAAUCAGUCUUUCAUUAAAGUGGCUUCUUAUUUAUUUUUUCGUUUCAUCGUCUUUGGUUUUCCCAAUCUGCUUUUUUUUUUUUUUUUGACUAUUGAUUGAUGGGGCCCACUACGAAGUAAAGUGGAUAGAACCAACAGAGGAACUUUUUCGAAUUAACUAGGUUGAUGCUGGGUGAUGUGUUUGAUGUUUUUUUCCUCUUGUUCCUCUAGCCUUGUUAAUAAGCUUCAGGAAACAGAAUUGAACUUUGUCCAUGGGUACGUUUAUUGUAAUCACAUGAUCACAGAACCUCAUAUCUCAUAGUUUUUCAAAUUGUUCUUGUCCGCUUUGUCAAUUUUUGUUAGAGAUCUAGGACGGUCAUAAGCUAGUCGCUGGUACAUGAGACAUGAAACAUAAAACAUGUUAUAUUUAGAGGUACCUUUCAAUACUAUGGUUCGUGGUAGUAACUUUUAAUUGCUUGGCUGCCGAUGCAGGAGGUCUCAAAGACUUCUCCUGACGAUGCACAAUCUCCUGAAGUUUCCUCACAUGUUGAAAGUUGUGUGGAUGAUGACACUGUAAAGAUACUGACGGACAAGCUCUCAGCUGCACUCCGGAAAGUCCGUGCAAAAGACGAUUUGGUGAAGCAACAUGCAAAAGUUGCGGAAGAGGCGAUUUCUGGUAAUUUGAUCGACAUCUUUGUGUUUAACUUGUGGCAAUGUGCUUCAUGGGAUGAAUGACUGCAAAUAUCAAGUUUGAAUUUCAUCACUGAAAGGUUCUGUGUACUUUUUGUUUGACCAUAUUCGGUAGGAGUUGCUCACGCAAUUUCUCAAGGAAAGAAAUGAUGGGAGAUUUAUGGUUUUCCAUUUUUAGCUCUUCUAUUUAUGUAUCUUUGAUCUAUUGUCUUAUGAGGCAAGAAUAGGGUAUCCUGGGGGCUUGAGAGUGAUGUUCAAAAUUGACAAUGCUUGAGGUAUUCAUUUCUUUUCAAUCGUUGAUUGCUUUCCACCUUGAGAAAAUCGGUGGGCGACAAUGUAAUUAGAGAUCCAAACUCUGGGUGACGAUCAUUGCCCUCUGACUUGCGCUUUUGUCUUCUCUUUAGCUUAUGCAUGAGUCUCACAUUGCAUUAUGUAAAAGCAUUAAUGCUUUAAAAUUUCCAGAAACCUGAAAUGCUUACCAUAUGGCUUGAACUCACAGCUGCUCUUUUAUGUUGCUCUGUAUUUCCACUCACAAGUUUCAACUAGGCUGGUCAUAUUUCAUUCAUUCCAUUCAGGUCUAGCGUCUACUAUAGGAAGAGCCAAAUGGUAGAAAGGAAUAAAAGAAAAGAGACUGUGAAUUAAUGGGAAGUUAAUCUUUAUCUUUCUCCAGCCUAUUGUCAGAUACCAUCGACCUACAUUUGGCGGAGGGGUUCCUCUUCCCUCCCAACCCAGGUAAGAGGUGAGAGGAUCACUGUGGGUGGGGAGAGGGGGGUUGGUGCUAUGGAUUUUAUCCUAGAUAUGUUUCUUCCUUUGAUUUCCGAACUUAAUUUUAUAUGUCUUGUCUCUACAACUGAUCUGGGAUUCAAUCCUGAUUCUACGUUUCGUGGUUUCCACUCAAAUCAUGUUAGAAUGCCAGUUCAUAAUAAUUUAAACCAUAUUUUUGACUAGGUGCCUUGGCAUCACCAUCAACACAUGGUACAUACUUAUCGUGUUUCUUUGAUGUGUCUGAGAAACAUUAUUGGUGAACCAUAGUGGCCAUGGUUAGAAUAUUACACGGAAAAUUUAGUACCAUCUUGUCUGGUUAGAAUUCUCUGUAUCUUCUUAUCUGGUGCUUCCUUUUCCCUCUUUUUUUUCCCUUCAAUUAUAAUAUUCGCAAUAUGUUAUGUGCGCCAGUUUUAAAGGUUCUUUUGAUGAUAAGUGUGCAGAUUUUUUCUUCUUCUUUAUUUCAUAAAAAUUAUGGAAGUUGCCAUAUCUCUUCCAUAAAUGGUGCAUAGUUUCCUGAUAUUGUCCUUCUGGAUGGACGAAAUAGGAUGGGAGAAGGCUGACAAAGAAGCUGCAUCUCUGAAGCAGCAGCUUGAAACUGCACUUCAAAACAACUCUACCCUUGAGGAUAAAAUUAACCAUCUUGAUGGAGCGCUCAAGGAAUGUGUACGGGAGCUUCGACAAUCGAGAGAGGACCAAGAACAGAGACUCCUGGAUGCCGUGGUCGAGAAGAGCCAUGAAUGGGAAUCUGAAAAAAAUGAUCUUAAGAACCGAAUCAUUGAGCUUGAAGCGCAACUGGAGGCUGCAAAAGAAGUAUCUGCCUCAUUUAGUCAUGACUUUCAGAUGAAGCUUGAUGCCGUGGAGAAAGAAAAUGAAUAUCUCAGGUCUGAACUUCUUGCUCAAUCAGAGGAACUCAACAUCCGGACUCUAGAGAGAGAAUUGAGCACACAGGCGGCAGAAACAGCUAGCAAACAGCAUCUAGAGAGCAUAAAGAAGGUGACGAAGCUCGAGUCAGAGUGCCUCAGGCUUCGUGCCAUGGCCUGUAAAAAAUCAUCUAAUGAUCUCAAGCCAAUCAUUACCACGGUUAGUGUUGAAUCUCUUACUGAUAGCCAGUCAGAUAAUGGGGAACGACUGCUUGGAUUGGAAAAUGAACCAAGUUGUUCAGACUCAUGGGCAUCAGCUCUGAUCGCUGAGCUUGACCACUUCAAGGCUGCUGGGCGGAACCCUUCAGUGCCAUCCCCAGAGAUUGACCUCAUGGAUGACUUUGUUCAGAUGGAGAAACUUGCUGCUUUGUCUGAGGCGGCCUGUGAUCACCCUUCCACUGAACCCCGAGUUGAAGCUCCCAUAGUUGACUGUGUAAGUGACUCAUUGAAGGCAGAACUGGAAGCAUUGCGUCUAAAGAGUUCUCAGUUUGAAGAGAAGAUUCAAACGCUAGAAACUGAGAAAGUAGAUGUGGAAAUAUUAUUGUCUGAAACCCAGGACCGUCUCGAGGAUGCAUGCAAACAGCUCGAAGAUGCUGAGGAGAAGCUGGCUGAUCUGCAAAAAGAGCUACGGUUGACUAAUGAUUCUAGACGAGUUGCGGAGACUGCAGUAGAUUCAGCGGAAACAGGGAGAAAAUUAUUGGAAACUCAGCUUGAGACUGCACGGUCUGAAGUGCAGGCUCUACGGGAAAAGAUUGAGAGAUUAGAGAGGAAGAUUGAAGAAGAGAGAGUCUUGUCGGCAGAGUUAGCCUGGAAGUGUCAGAAUCUUGAGGAUGAGUUGUUUAGAAGGAGUCAAGAAGCUGAACUUCUGAGAGCCACCCUCUUAAAUGGAGAGCUGAAGAUUAAGCAGGUGAACAUAUUUGCAAAACUUAUUUCUUUCUUUACUGGUUCUGGAGAACACUAAUAAUUAGGCGCAAAGAACCAAGUGUGUUCCUGCGAGAUUCCUUAUAAUUCUAUGAAAAAUCUACUCGAUGGAUCGUCUUGUGCCCCCCUGGACUACACUCCGUCAUGUUGUUCUUGGCAAAUCAUGCUAUUUACAGAUGCCGUCAACUAUGAUUCUCACCUCUGUUCAAUAGUUUUCUCUCAUUGAUUUUCUCUAAGCAAAUAUUUGAGUGGUGUCGUCGAUUAUGAUUCCCGAAAUUAUCAUCAAUUUUGAUUAGAGUUAUUCUGUCAACAGGACAAGGAGCUUGCCGUUGCAGCUGGAAAACUUGCAGAAUGUCAGAAGACGAUCGCCUCCCUCGGUCAGCAGCUGAGAUCACUUGUAAACCUUGAAGACGAGAGCACCGAGCUUAAUGGAGGAUCCCCAGUUCCUCAUUACCCGGGAACCAGCGGUUCGUUUCUGAGUAAUUCUCUGGAGAGUGCAAACGGGACCAAUCUUCUGAAUGGGAGAGAAGAGAUUCAGUCUCCUUCAUCCUCUUCUUCCUCAUCUGUCUCUAAGCAGGGGCAGCAUCCACAUGGGCACUUGAGCUAG
Spirodela intermedia is the source of this 4787-nucleotide messenger RNA. The record is from the annotation of a GenBank genome assembly. Lineage: Eukaryota; Viridiplantae; Streptophyta; Magnoliopsida; Alismatales; Araceae.